Messenger RNA from Gracilinanus agilis (Agile Gracile Mouse Opossum), 3310 nucleotides. Its product is annotated as R3H domain-containing protein 1-like. The record is from RefSeq and is a predicted model, not a curated record. The coding region runs from base 114 to 3218 and encodes 1034 amino acids. The transcript has 2 exons. Lineage: Eukaryota; Metazoa; Chordata; Mammalia; Didelphimorphia; Didelphidae. Gene Ontology annotation, molecular function: nucleic acid binding.
CCGACCGCCUCCUCCUCCUCCUCCUCCUCAGUAACUCGGGCAACUAAAAGUGAUGAUAUAUAUGAUCCAAGACAGUCCAAUUCAGUCCAGGACUCUACACUGUUGACAAGGACAUGGGACUCCUCCUACAAGAUUCCAGAUGGUUCAAUACAACUGACAUCCUGGCUGACAACUGUGAAAAGGAACCUUGGAUUAUUUUCUUUUAUUUUUGUGGAAGACCACAAUCCCAAAUCUAUAGCACACAUCAGGAGAAAAUCCAGAUCCAGUUAACACAAUCAUUUGAAAAAGAUGAGAAACCCUCCAAAGAUGAAGCAGAAAAAGAAAAAGGGGAUAAAUUGCCCAGAAAAAUGUUAUCAAGAGAUUCCAGUCAAGAAUACACAGAUUCAACUGGCAUAGAUCUACAUGAAUUUUUAGUAAAUACAUUAAAAAACAAUCCCAGGGACAGAAUGAUACUGCUGAAAUUAGAACAGGAAAUUUUAGAUUUCAUUGGUAAUAAUGAAUCUCCAAGAAAAAAAUUCCCCCCAAUGACAUCUUACCAUAGGAUGCUAUUACAUAGAGUAGCUGCUUAUUUUGGAUUAGACCACAAUGUUGAUCAGAGUGGGAAGUCAGUCAUAGUGAACAAAACUAGCAAUACAAGAAUACCAGAUCAGAAAUUUAAUGAUCAUAUCAAGGAUGAUAAAAGUGAAGACUUUCAGAAGCGUUAUAUCCUUAAAAGAGAUAACUCUAGUCUAGACAAAGAUGAUAAUCAGAUGAGAAUACGAUUAAAAGAUGACAGAAGAAGCAAAUCUAUAGAAGAGCGAGAAGAAGAAUAUCAAAGAGCUAGAGAUCGAAUAUUUGCCCAAGAUUCCCUGUGUUCCCCAGAGACCUAUCUUAUUGACAAAAGAAUCCAAGAGGAGGAAGCAAAUAGUACACAGCAAAGACGCCAAAUAUUUAGAGUCAACAAGGAAGCAUCUGGAAGAUCAACCACCAGCCAUCAGAGCAGCACUGAGAACGAGCUGAGGUGCUCCGAGCCCCGUCCCUGGAGCAGCACGGACUCUGAUAGCUCCCUCCGUAAUCUGAAGCCAGCUGUAACCAAAGCGAGCAGCUUCAGUGGAAUUUCAGUUCUAACAAGAGGGGAUAGCUCUGGGAGCAGCAAAAGCAUAGGCAGGCUUUCAAAAACAGGUUCUGAGUCUUCUAAUAGUAUAGGGUCGUCCACGGGCUCUCUUUCUCACAUCCAGCAGUCUCUUCCAGUUACAGCUCUCAGCCAGCCUUCUCAUGGUCCCCCUGUCGUCUACCCAACUGUCAGCACUAGUAAUUCUCUUCCCUUUGAUGGUGGCCUAAGUGGGCAAGUUGCACCUCCUAGCACUAGCUUCUUUUUGCUUCCUUUGGAAGCAGCAGGCAUACCACCUGGCAGUAUUCUGAUCAACCCACAAACAGGUCAGCCCUUUAUAAAUCCUGAUGGCAGUCCAGUUGUGUAUAAUCCUCCCAUGAACCAACAGCCCAUUAGAACCCAAGUGCCUGGACCUCCACAGCAACCUCCUCCUCCCCAACCAUCACAGCAACAAGCAGCCAAUCACAUUUUAUCACAGGACAACCUUGGAUCCCAGUUUAGCCAUAUGAGUCUUGUCCGCCAGCCAUCUGCUGAUGCUUCUGACCCUCAUAACACUAUGUUCCAGUCUACUGUUGUCCUUCAGCCAUCACAGCAAUCUGGAUAUAUUAUGGCACCAGCCCCUCCACCAGCACCACCCCUCCCACCUAGCCAACAAAUCCCUACUGGCUAUUCUGCCUCUGGUCAUCCUGUAAACCAGCAGAUGCUCCAACAACAGGCAUAUGUACAGCAACCCACGCCUCAGAUGCCAGCAUGUUACUGUGCUCCAGGGCAGUAUCCCUCCAGUCAACAUCAGUAUCGCCCAGUUGCUUCCGUCCAUUAUAACACACAGCCAAAUCAGGCACUGCCACAGCCUGCUCAGCAGACAGGUUACCAGGUUAUGCCCAGCCAGCAACAGCAAAACUACCAAGGGAUAGUUGCAGUUCAACCAUCCCAAAAUCAAAAUCUAGUCAGUGGCCAACAAAACAAUAUUGGAAAUCAAAUUCAAGGUGUGAUUGUCCCCUAUCCUUCAGUGCCAUCUUAUCAGGUUUCACUGCCUCAAGGUUCCCAGGGAAUGCCUCAGCAGACUUAUCAACAGCCUGUUAUAAUAUCUAAUCAAUCUAAUCAAGGACCUGUGCCCACCACAGGAAUGCCAGUAUACUAUAGUGUCAUCCCACCUGGUCAACAAAACAAUUUAAGCUCAUCUGUAGGUUAUUUGCAGCCUUUAGGAUCAGAUCAGUUACAGUUUUCUCGAACCUCUUCACCGGGCAAUUCUCAACAACUUCCAAGCCACCAAUGUGCAGCCGUACCACCACCUGCUGGAGGAGUUGUCAUGAUGCAGUUAAAUAUACCAAACAGUUCUCAUCCUCGAGCCCACUCACCCCCUCAAUGGAAACAAAACAAAUACUACUGUGAUCAUCAAAGAGGACAGAAGUCAGUGGAGUUUAGCAAUUUAGAAAAUGUUGUCCAAUUACAGCACAGUCCUCAGCUUGGUAGCCCAGUCACCUCACCAGCCCAGUCACCAGCACCAGCUCAGCUCUCCAACAUGAAAAAUAUCUGUCCCACAUUAGCACCUCUUUCCAUCGUACCCCAAUUUUCUAGACCUUUUGUCCCUGGGCAGGGUGAUGCCAGAUAUCCAUUACUGGGCCAACCCCUGCAAUAUAACCCUCCUUCUAUUCUGCAUGGACACAUUCCAAGCCAACAGGGUCAGCCUGGAAGUAGGCAUGGAAACCGAGGAAGGAAACAAGCAAAAAAGGCUGCUUCCACUGACCUUGGCGCAGGAGAAGCAGCUAUUGGGAAGGUCUUAGAAUUUACAGAACUACCUGAUGGGAUAACCCGAGUAGAAGCUGAGAAGCUUUUUGGAGAACUCUUUAAAAUUGGUGCCAAGAUCCGCUGGCUCCGGGAUCCCCAGUCUCAGACACCGCUGCGUCACCAUUCUCUCUACUGUGGCAGUGGAGAUGGCGCGAUGAAGACAGAACAAUCUAAACCUAGUGACUUGGCCUCCACUUACACCAUUCUAGCGACAUUCCCCUCCAUUUCAGCUGCCCAAAACGCAUUGAAGAAACAAAUUAACUCAGUGAACAAGUUUAAGCUGAGGACAAGCAAGAAGCACUAUGACUUUCAUAUCCUAGAAAGGGCAAGUUCUCAGUAGCAGAUCCACUACUGGACCUUCAUCCUUUAUGACACCUGUGUUCUGCCGUCCUAGAUUAGCUUGAUGUUUGGAGCUUCUGUUAACAUUAUAGA